GCGGCGUGCGGACGGCGGCGGCUCAGUCGGCGGGUGGGCGGUGCCGUGGAGGGAGGUCCUUCGCGCUCGGGCGUCAGCUCGCACUGUGGGCCGGCGGGACCACUCGCUUCCGCAGCUUCACCUCAGGCCUUGCCCGUCCAUCCAUCCCUCCAAACCCCUCUCUGUCUCGGCCUGCGUUACCUUGCCGCGCUGCUCGGAUGGCGGUGAGAGUGGCCGCACUGGGCGGCCGGAGCCUGGGCCUCGGCCUGUUGCUGCUGCUCGUUGCCGCCGCCGCCGCCACGGAGGUGAAGCGGCCCCGCGGCGUCUCCCUGCAGAAUCGACACUUUUAUGAGGAGAACAUACCAUUUACGUGUUUGGACGGCUCCAAGACUAUUCCAUUCCACGAGGUGAACGAUGAUUACUGUGACUGCAAGGACGGCUCAGAUGAACCAGGAACAUCGGCCUGUCCAAACGGCAGCUACCACUGCUCGAACGCUGGCCACAGAUCUGAGUACAUUCCCUCUUCCCACGUGAAUGAUGGCAUUUGCGAUUGCUGUGACACUACAGACGAGUAUAACAGUGGUGCUACAUGUCUCAACACCUGCAAGGAGCAAGGACGGAAGGAGAGAGAGAACAUGCAGAAAAUGGCAGAAAUGGCCAAAGAGGGAUUCAAGCUGAAACAGCAGCUCAUUGAAGACGCAAAGAAAAGCAGAGAAGACAAACAGCUAAAGCUGGCCGAGCUGCAGAAGGAGAAGGCUAACUGGGAGAUACAGGUGGAGUCUUUGAGAACGGUGAAGGAAGCUGCAGAGCAGCCAGAGCAGGAGGCUAAAGAUACGCACAAGAACGCCUGGGAUGAGGUCCAAGCUGCACACAACUUAGAGAAGAACAAAGCCAAGGCUGCUGAAACAUUUAAGGAACUGGAUGACAAUGAAGAUGGCUUUAUUACAAUGAAUGAAAUUCAGACUCAUGCAGAGUUGGACAGCGAUGGGGAUGGAGUGGUUUCUGAGCAAGAAGCUGAGACUCUGCUGGGAGGCGUCAGUCAUGUUGAUGUUGCCAGCUUCCAGGAGGUUGUCUGGGCUGGAAUCCAGGACAAGUACAAGUCCGAGGCAGUAACUGAGACCCCAAUUGUCCCAGAGGUUCCGGUGGAAGGUGGAGCAGAUAGCAGUCGGGAAGUGGACCAUGAAGAUCACAGAAAGGAUGAGGAUGAAGAUGAUUAUGGGGAAGGCCAAGAUGAAGGUGUGGGUGAUGACGACAGUGAGGAUGAUGGUGAAGAGGAGGAGGAAGAGGAGGAGGAGGAUGGUGCUGGGGAAGAUUAUUAUAAGAAUCGACCGAGUCAUGUCCCUGAAAAGGAGGGAACGGAGGAAGAGAAGAUGCCGGCAUACGAUGAAGAAACUCAGGUGCUGAUUGACGUUGCUGAAAAAGCCAGGAAUGAGUUCUCCGAAGCAGAGAAAUUGCUGAAAGAGGUGGAGAGUUCGAUUGGGAGCAUUGAGAAGGAGCUUCUGGUUGACUUUGGACCUGAUGGAGAAUAUGCAUACAUGUUCGAUCAAUGCUAUGAAAUGACAACAAAUGAGUACGUCUACAAACUCUGUCCGUUUAACAAAGUGGCCCAGAAACCAAAGCAUGGGGGUUCCGAAACUAACCUUGGGGUGUGGAGCUCGUGGGCCGGACCAGAGAACAACAAGUUCAGUUUCAUGAAGUACGACCAUGGUACUGGCUGCUGGCAGGGCCCCAACAGAUCCACCAUGGUGAAGCUUUCUUGUGGUAGAGAGACAAUGGUGUUGUCGACCUCUGAGCCGAGCCGUUGUGAAUACCUGAUGGAAUUUUCAACUCCAGCCUUUUGUCAGGAAGGUGUUCAUGAUGGCAGUGACCACGAUGAGCUGUGAGCUGCGGGCAGUGGACGAAACAGGUGGACAGUCGUCUUGGUGAAGAAGCGGCUGAGAAGAGUUGGAGGAGCUUGCAGCACUGCCGACCCAGCGAGCUCGUUCUCUCCCACACUCACUUUUAUAUUUAGUUGCAGCCCUCCAAACGGGCACCUUCGCAAAAUAUCCCCUCGGUCCCCAGGGCACCUCACCUCCCCUUCCUAUCGCAGACCUCAUCAAAACUUUACAAGUCUCUGGUUUUUAACCUGGGUUUUCCCUCUCCUUUCUGUUAUUGAAUCCACAAAGUGGUGCCCAGUGCACGCUGCAAAGGUCUUUGAAAUUAAGUUGAACUUUUCAGUGAUUUUAAAACUUUAAAGGGGG
Molecule: messenger RNA, 2219 nt
Organism: Amblyraja radiata (thorny skate)
Lineage: Eukaryota; Metazoa; Chordata; Chondrichthyes; Rajiformes; Rajidae
Gene: prkcsh
Product: PRKCSH beta subunit of glucosidase II
Exons: 17
Coding region: 198-1862 (554 amino acids)
Biological process (GO): liver development; N-glycan processing
Cellular component (GO): glucosidase II complex
Molecular function (GO): calcium ion binding
Source: RefSeq, a predicted model, not a curated record